AUGCCGUCUGAUGAGAACCUUAUUCGGGCUAUAAGGCGCAGCCCGUUCCUUCUGACUUGUGAGCUGGAGACAUAUGUGAUCCCUGGUAUCAGGAUUCUUAGAGAAAGUGGGGUCGGCGAGUCGAGCAUUGUGCGAUUAUUCUUGUUUCACCCGAGGACUCUCAUGACUUCACGGAGUCAACUCUCUCAGACUAUAGAACGUGUCAAGAAAAUGGGGGUGGAUCCUAGGUUAAGGCAAUUCAAUGUAGCUGUUCAGACGAUUGGAGGAGUGAGCAAGGGAACUUGGGACAGCAAGAUUGAUGCUUAUAAGAAGUGGGGUUGGUCCAACGAACUGAUUCUGAAGGCUUUCACGAAGUCUCCAUGGUGUAUGGCAAUGUCUGUGAAGAAACUUAUGGCCAAUAUGGACUACUACGUUAACAAAAUGGGGUUUGAUCCUUUGGUUAUUACAGCUCGACCUGUAUUACUGGCCUUCAGCUUGGAUAAGAGGAUUAUGCCUCGAGAUGCUGUUCUGUGUGUCUUGUUGUCAAAAGGGUUGAUCGAAUCUAGAGCCUCGGUUCAGGCAUUGGCACUAACGAAUGAGGGGUUCCAAAAGAAGUUUUUUGACCCUUAUAAAGAGGAGGCUCCUGAACUGUUACAGUUGUUUCAGGAGAAACUCAGAACUUGUUGA
Molecule: messenger RNA, 666 nt
Organism: Linum tenue
Lineage: Eukaryota; Viridiplantae; Streptophyta; Magnoliopsida; Malpighiales; Linaceae
Source: the annotation of a GenBank genome assembly